Messenger RNA from Aspergillus steynii IBT 23096, 880 nucleotides. RefSeq lists its product as uncharacterized. The record is from RefSeq and is a predicted model, not a curated record. The transcript has a single exon. NCBI's taxonomy places the organism in Eukaryota, Fungi, Ascomycota, Eurotiomycetes, Eurotiales, Aspergillaceae. The coding region runs from base 69 to 539 and encodes 156 amino acids.
UCUGAGUAGCCCCUUCAGAUGAGAACUGCUCUGCGCCUCGUUGCAUUUUCAGUUUCUCGGCGUCAAAGAUGGUUGACAAUGACGGCCCGGUUCGGCUUACUCCAUCAAUGAUCCCCAACUUUAACAACUUCGACGUCAAGGACUCUUCUUUUUUUCGUCAAUGGCGUGAGCUGCCUUCACCAAAAGAAGUCAAGGCCCAAGCAGAAUAUCAGCAUCGUGCGGGAGUUGGUCCAGACCCUAGGACAGAUUACUCAAUCCCUAUACCGUAUGUCAGACCACCGCCCGUGGUAUUCGAAGACAUGGGCCUAUUAAUUAAGUGGGGGCGCUAUGUGGGAAUUUCUGAGGCCUUGGUGCUCCUUGCUCUCGGCCGAUUCCUCGAGGGUCAUGUUCCUGUUCCUGAAGUAUAUGGGUGGCGCACAGACGGUGACGAAAUUUUCAUUUAUAUGGAAUAUGUUGGAACCUCCCACUACGUUGGCAGUAGGUUCCGGGAGUUGCAUGGCUUAUUCCGCGAUACAGGUCAUGUAACCAUGGCUAUAUAAACCAUAGUCUACCUUAUAUAGGUAAAGAGAUCAUCCAAUUCUAUUAUUAUUCUUUUUAAAAUUUAUUCCUAAUAAGUUUUAAGCCUUCUGCUCUUUUAGAGCUAUUUAAUUACUUUUAUUUUUUUUAAUCUUUUAUUAUUUUAAUAACCCCUAGCUAUAUAUUAUCUUAUUCCUUCCUAGGCGUCUUAAAAUAAGUUCUUUAUUUAACUAGAUUAUUACCUCUGCGGUGGUCCUUCCUAAGGAUUAAAUCUAUUAUAGACCGCAGGAUAUAUUUAAACUUGAUCUUUCAAAUCCUCCCAUAAUUAAGGGGUUAGAGCGAAAGCUCAAGAGUUAUAAGAAUU